Messenger RNA from Phragmites australis (common reed), 1738 nucleotides. Its product is annotated as plant UBX domain-containing protein 7-like. Gene Ontology annotation, cellular component: nucleus. Gene Ontology annotation, biological process: proteasome-mediated ubiquitin-dependent protein catabolic process. Gene Ontology annotation, molecular function: ubiquitin binding. The record is from RefSeq and is a predicted model, not a curated record. NCBI's taxonomy places the organism in Eukaryota, Viridiplantae, Streptophyta, Magnoliopsida, Poales, Poaceae. The transcript has 10 exons. Bases 161 to 1528 code for a protein of 455 amino acids.
ACGCGCACACACUACUCAAUUUCACUCGUCUUCGUCGUCCCGCACGUUUCCACUUCCCUUGCCCUUCUCUUCCCAACUCAGAGAGUCUCCUUUCCACCGAACCCUGCUCGCCCAGCAGACCAAGGGGAAAAAGAAAUCUCGUAGAGGCGACUUCGCUGCCAUGGCCGGCGAUUCCACGACGGUCGCGGAGAAGGAGACCCUCAUCUCCUCCUUCCUCGAAAUCGCCGCCGGCCAGACCCCCGAGACUGCCGCCCAGUUUCUCCAAAUGACGAGCUGGCACCUGGAGGAGGCGCUGCAGCUGUUCUACAUCGACGGCGAGUCCGCCCUCGCGGCGCAUCCGGCUGCCGCACCGGCUGCUGCGGCGGCGGCGGCGGCCGCGGUGGCGGCGGGGGUAGAGGAGGCGUUGAGGUUCGCUCCGCCGCCAGCGGCUGCACUGGGCGAUGGAAUGUUGCAGGGACUUGGGGAGGAGGAGGACGUCCGUGCCCCGCUGCCUGUGAAGCGGGAGACCCUCUACGGCGAUGGCCCCGUGGCUGUCCUUCGGCCUAAUUCUACAGUUGCAUUUCGUAACUUUGAAGAGGAGGCAAGACAAUCCGCUGUUUGGGAUUCUGAUCAGAAUGCUACAUCUAGUUCUCAUGAUAACCUUGCUUCUUUAUACCGUCCACCUUUUUCUUUGAUGUUCAAUGGACCAUUUGAUAAGGCAAAAUUAGAGGCUUCUGUUCUGGACAAAUGGCUGCUAAUCAAUUUGCAAUCGACAGAGGAAUUCAGCUCUCACAUGCUUAAUCGAGACACUUGGGGAAAUGAAGCGGUGGCUCAGUUAAUUCGGUCAAACUUUAUUUUCUGGCAGGUUUAUCAUGACACCAGUGAGGGGAGGAAGGUACUCACCUACUACAAUUUGGUGUCCAUUCCUGCUAUUCUCCUAAUUGACCCCAUCACUGGACAAAAAAUGUGCGGUUGGAAUGGAAUGGUUCACCCAGAACGUUUGCUUGAGGAUUUGCUGCCUUACCUGGAUAAAGGUCCAAAGGAGCACCAUGCUGCUCAACCUCAGAAGCGCCCUAGGAAAGUUGAUCAGGGAACUUCUAUGGGCAAACAAGGCAAAACAACUGUAGAGGAUGAAGAUGAAGAACUAGCACGGGCAGUAGCAGCUUCCCUGGAGGAGAGUAAAGGAGUUGUUGGAGAAUCAGAUGCUACCGAUGACAUGGCUGAACCUGAGGAAGAAAACGAGCCCAGCUUAAAUAUUAAGCUGGAUUACCCUCCUCUUCCUGAAGAACCUACAGGAAGUAGGGAUCUUCUCUGCAGGGUUGCAAUUCGGCUACCUAACGGUCGGAGGAUCCAGAGAAAUUUUCUUCACACAGAUCCUAUUAAGCUCCUGUGGUCAUUCUGCUGGCCUCAGGUUGAGGACGGGAAGAAGAGGGCUUUCCACUUUGUACAGCCCAUUCCUGGAGCAUCCAAGAACCUGGGGUUCGCAAGUGAUCUAACUUUCAAAGAAGCUGGGUUGGCGAACUCAAUGAUCAACUUUUUCUGGGACUAAGCCCACUUCCAUAUUUUGCGUUUUGAAGCCGUCGUAUUCCUGCAUGGGCUUGAAUAUGGUUCAGCUAAAUUUUUUCCCUCGAGGAUUAACUUAUCUUUUGCUUUCCUGGAGCUUGGAUCCGAGGACAUAUCUGUGGAAAUGUUCUUUUGCCUAUCGUUCUUUUGUCUAUAAACAUUAGUCAAGGACUAUUUAAUGCACAUAUUUAUCAUA